Molecule: messenger RNA, 1272 nt
Organism: Vollenhovia emeryi
Lineage: Eukaryota; Metazoa; Arthropoda; Insecta; Hymenoptera; Formicidae
Product: larval cuticle protein A2B-like
Exons: 2
Coding region: 1-633 (210 amino acids)
Cellular component (GO): extracellular matrix
Source: RefSeq, a predicted model, not a curated record
AUGGCCUUCAAGUUCGUCGUCCUCGCCGCCCUGAUCGCCGCCGCGAACGCCGGCGUAAUCGCGUCCGCCCCCCUGGCCUACGCCGCUGGCCCCGCGGUCGUCGCCGCCCCCGUCGCCAAGGCCGUGGUAGCUAAGGCCGUCGACGCCGACUUCGACCCGCAUCCACAGUACAGCUACGCCUACGACGUGCACGACAGCCUGACCGGCGACGCCAAGAGCCAGCAGGAGACCCGCGACGGCGACAUCGUUCAGGGUAGCUACUCCCUCUUGGAGGCCGACGGCACCAGGCGCAUCGUCGACUACACCGCCGACCCGGUCAACGGAUUCAACGCCGUGGUCCGCAAGGAGCCCGCCGCCGCCCCCGUCGCGCACGUCGCGCACGCCGCACCCCUCGCCUACGCCGCCCCGGUAGCCAAGAUCGCCACCCCCGUGGCCCAUGUCGCCCCGGCCGCCGCGCCCCUCGCCUACGCCGCCCCGGUCGCCAAGAUCGCCACCCCGAUAGCCCACGCCGCCCCCAUCACCUACGCCAGCUACGCCGCACCGGCUCCCGCUCUCGCUUACGCCUCGCCGUUCGCCAAGGUCGCCGCCGCGCCCGCCUUCUCCUACGCCGCCCCCGCUGCCUACCUCCACUGAACUGUGACCUGACCACCACUUAGGAAUGAUACUUAUCGAAUAAAUCUCAGUUUUCGUAGCAAGUACAUAAGUCGCAUGGGAAUUGUCUUCGCCUAUCUUCAAUGUAUCUCCGUGCAGUAAUUAAGUCGGGCCUUGAGAAUCCGGUUUGAAUUGGACUUAGCAGCUGCGUCCCUCAGAAAGAUCACUUUUUAAUAUAUAAUUACGCAAUUCAUUUUCUCACGUGCCGGCGGAAGAAAUGUCUUCGGCCAGCUUUUUCUCUUGUACAUUUUCCGAUCAUCUAGAUAUUAGAAUAAGACUUGGAUUUGUGUCUUGAAUGUUUGAAUAAUCAUCACUUUCUCACGGAACCAUCUAUCUCUCAUAGUUACAACUUCGUCCUAAUCGUCAUCGUUUAUUAACCCACGUGUUAAGAUACCAAGACUGUUGAAAGCGCAAAGUAUUGCAACGUAGACGCAUCUUUUCCUCGUAUCAAAGCGAAUAAACACGCGCGUCUAUCGAGCUCGAUAGAGGCUACACUAUUCGACGAUAAAUUUCAAAUUGGCGCCGGUGUCGUUUACACGCGAAAAAAAGCGCGAGACAAUUACGUAAAUUCGUGCGGGCAUGUGCGCUCGAAUUUUUAAACGCGCGUAAUACGUCAUAACG